GGUGGAACUAAUUAUCGAAGCGAAUAUGAGAAGUUGAUGAGUUGCUUACGACCCGCCAGGAGAGAAAUUAUCCAUGGAGAAUCUUGAUAUAUCGCACAUCAAGCAUGGUUUUAAUCAAUCAAAAAAAUAUUUUACUAGGGAAUAUAUAUCGAGGGAAAAAGGAUAUAGUGUAAUAUAAUGUUUAAUUACAUCUUCA
Messenger RNA from Amoebophrya sp. A25, 196 nucleotides. The record is from the annotation of a GenBank genome assembly. NCBI's taxonomy places the organism in Eukaryota, Dinophyceae, Syndiniales, Amoebophryaceae.